AAGGACGGCAAUGACUUUUAAUUGUCUAUUUACCCUGUUUUUGAAAAUAGAAAAGUUUUUGAGAAUAAAAAAGUGAAGUGCAAUUCGCUCUAUACAAAUUGUAUUUCACUUAACCAUUGAUGGAGGAGGUCAAUCUCUUGAUUUUAGGAGCCUACCACUCCUUCAUCAAUGGUUAAAAGCAAUGCCGUCCGUACAAGGCAGACUGCAGCACAGCAUUCUCCUUUAAGAAAAUGACACAAUCUUUCUUCUUAUGCUUCCCAUUAAGAUGUUUCCCCCAACAAAAGUUCCUAGCUGAUUGCAUCUGCCCUCACAGUUUCAUUCACUUCCAAACAGAAUCAUGCUGAACCAUCAGCCAGGAGUUCCCAGAAACCCCCUUAGUUCAAUCAAUCCAGACUUCCAGAUUAGUACUGGUACAGGAGAUCAUGAUUUUGGUUUCUGGGACUCAAGGCAAGCCUGGUACAAUAACAAAUUCAGUAAUUUGGAUGGAAACGAAAUGAAAUUUCAAGUUGAGGUAGAUACCAUAGAGGGCCCUGGCUCUUGCUCUCCACCCUUGUGGAAAAAAAAUGAAAUGAGAGAUGCUAGACAUGAAUCUUCUCCUCUCCUUCCCUACAACCAUCAGUACAGUAACCUAGGGACACAAUCACAUAUAAUUGCAGAAGGCAGGAAGAAGCUUAUGGAGAUGAUUGAAAAUAUGCCAGAGUCCUCCUACGAGCUAUCUCUCAAGGAUAUUGUAGAUGAACAGCAUGUAGCAGGGGGUAAUGAAGAAAUUAUUAUGGUUGAAGAGAGAAGCUUUCGUGCUGAAUCUGAAAAUGAGAUAGAAAAGCAGAAGAAAAAGAGGAAAAAGAAAAGCAUCAAAUCAAAUCACAUAUCUAGAAGUGGAAGUAUGGAUACUGAUGCUUUCCUGAUCAAGUUGUUUUUUCCAACUUCCCUUGGUUUGAAUUUGAAGAAGAGAGCAAAAGCUGGAAAUGAAUCUAACAUUUCUACGCCCUUGCCUGAGUCAGAGGAAUCAGACAGCCAUGCAGAGAAGCAAUGGUGGAUUAAAAAGAUUUUCAAAGGAGGGAAUGGUAAAAACAGGGGCAAAUAUACCAGCAGAAGUGGCAGAAGCUGCAGUAGCGCAAGCUGUAGCAGCACAAACAGCAGUUCCAGCCAAAGCAGGCAUGAUAACACAAAUUCCUUCCCCAGUUGCUGGCUGUUCUUCCAAUCCAAGAAAAGCAAAAUGGAGGAAUGAGGAAGCUGCAUCUUCUGAAAAAGAAUGGAAUUUCACAGUUUAGGCUUCAGCUUUCUCCGAACCUUGAUCUUUUGAGAAAAGCUGUUCUAUGGAGUCAUCAUCAUUUGGAUAGUACAAAAAGAAAUCAGUAAAAGAUACUCAAGUAGCUCAUUUACUUUAGUGAUUUCCCUAUUUGUGUGAGCAAGAUGGACCCUGAUGUAGAGGAACUGCAAAAGAGAACUAUAAACAAGAUGUCAUUAU
This is a messenger RNA of Rubroshorea leprosula, 1468 nucleotides long. Lineage: Eukaryota; Viridiplantae; Streptophyta; Magnoliopsida; Malvales; Dipterocarpaceae. The record is from the annotation of a GenBank genome assembly.